Molecule: messenger RNA, 237 nt
Organism: Python bivittatus (Burmese python)
Lineage: Eukaryota; Metazoa; Chordata; Lepidosauria; Squamata; Pythonidae
Source: RefSeq, a predicted model, not a curated record
CCCCUGCGCGACUACGUGUGCGCCAGCUCCGCGGGCUUCGUCGAGGACACCGCGCUGGCCGACCUGAACUACAUCGAGGAGGCGGCCGGGGGCCCCCAGCUGGCCCUGGCCCUGCUGCCCAAGGCGGACCACAUCGCCCUGCUGGAGAUGAACGGCCGGCUGCACGAGGACCACCUGGAGCGCAUCACCGAGGCCGCCCGCGGCGCCUGCAGGGACGUGCACGCCGUGCUGGACCAA